AUCAAUGAUAUGCACCGCAAGUGCAAAAUUAAUCUUGAUCUCGUUUUGUCGAGAUUUAAAAAUGGUUGGAAAUAAUGACGUCCAGAAGUAAACGAAAUUGACAAAAACAUCUAUAUUAGUUCAUAACUAGUUCAAAUUAAGGUGAGCAGCCAUGCCAGAUGCUGUGCCAGGACAGGCACCACCUGGUGAACCAAACAACAAUAACAACAACAAUGGCCCAGGUGCACGGAAUCAGAACCAGAGAAACAAUGCUCUACUGAAUGUCAGGGAUCGUCUCUUCCAUGCCUUGUUCUACAGGAUUGCAAUCACAUAUGCCAGGGCAUUUCCUCCAAAAGUCAGAAGAAUGAUAGAAUUUCUUCUUCUUAUCAAGGCACUGGUAGCUCUGGUCGUCCUUGUGUAUAUCCAUGUUGUCUUUGCGAGAGCUCCCAUCAACUGCCUGGAUCACGUCAAGGAUGUAUGGCCAAAGACAGGCAUUCUAAGAGUAGAGGUUGUACGCAAUGCUUCCCCAGACUAUAACAUUGCAAAGUCAUAUGAGAAAGAAUACAGCACAUAUGAUCUGGAAACUUUGUUCCAUUUUGAUGAUGGUGACACAACAGACGAUGCAGAGGUUGGAGACACUGGUGAUCUGUAUGAGGCUGGCCCAGAUGAUGAAAAUCCAGAUGUAGACAAAAUGGAGGAUGUUCUGGUUGCUAGUAAUAAUACAACAACCAUCACAUUAGACCACCAAGCUCUAUUGAGCCCAAUAAAAGAUGAACCAGAAGAAGUGACAGAUACAUCUAAGACUAUUGGAAACACCCUUGAAGAUACAGAAAGUCUGGAGACUGACACUGUUGAUGUAGAAGUUGAUACAGAUGAUAGUAAUGAGACCUCUCAGUAUUGGGUAGCAGAUGAAGCUGUUCCAGAGAAGAACAUGCAGCCAUUCAGGGAAACACUUUCUGAGCUUGAGAUGUUUGCUAAAGCAGUUUGGCCAGAGGAAAAGUAUAUAGUAGAAUAUGCACUGGAGUAUGGUUUCCUGCGAUUGUCCCCUAAAACAAGGGAAAAAUUAAACAUUAGUGUCAUGCUAGUCACAUUAGAUCCCUUAACUGAUGAGUGUUUUGGAGACUCAUUCAGCAGGUUCUUGCUUGAUGAGUUCCUGGGCUAUGAUGACCUGUUGAUGUCUAGUAUCAAACAACUAGCAGAGAACGAGGACAACAAAGGUUUUCUGAGAAAUGUUGUAACAGGAGAGCAUUAUAGAUUUGUCAGUAUGUGGAUGGCUAGAAGUUCCUACCUUGCUGCUGCCUUCAUUAUGGUCAUCUUUACUCUGUCAAUCUCCAUGUUACUGAGAUAUUCCCAUCACCAGAUCUUCGUAUUCAUUGUUGAGCUUCUUCAGAUGUUAGAGAUGAAUACCACCAUAGCAUUCCCUGCUGCCCCAUUACUGACUGUGGUACUUGCCUUGGUGGGAAUGGAGGCCAUAAUGUCUGAGUUCUUUAAUGACACCACCACUGCCUUUUAUAUUAUCCUCCUUGUGUGGAUUGCAGACCAGUAUGAUGCCAUCUGCUGUCACACAAAUAUCAGUAAACGUCAUUGGUUGAGAUUCUUCUACUUGUACCACUUUGCUUUUUAUGCAUACCACUAUCGCUUCAAUGGUCAGUACAGUGGACUUGCCUUGGUUGUAUCCUGGCUAUUUAUUCAGCAUUCUAUGAUCUAUUUCUUCCACCACUAUGAACUUCCAUCGAUGUUACAACAAGCUCGUAUCCGCCAACUUCUCGCCCAUUCUCACCGUCAGGUAGCAACAGCUAAUAAUGUAAAUCAAGCUCAAGCCCAAAAUGCAGAUAUGAAUGCCAACAACCAAGCUACGAACAACCCUGUUGGUAAUGUGAAUAAUGGUGUACCUGCAGAAGGUGAUGUAAGACCUAAUGUACCACCACCUGGAGAAGUUCCUAAUGGGGAACACCCUGUGCCUAAUGGGGAUUUAGCUGCUCCAUCUACUCCUGUAGAUACAGGAGAUGGUAUGGAACAAGAUAAUGCAGCUACAGGGGACUCUGAAGCAAGCUCCAGCGAGCCUUCAACUAAUACCCCACCAGCUAACCAAUCACGUAGUCAGUACAUUAAGGACAUGGUGCUUCGACUAAGAAAUAAUGUUGCUCAAAGGAUAGGAGCUGUUCCCCCUGAGAGUAGGGGUAAUAAUACUGUGGACUCCAACCUUCAGCAAAACAAUUCUAAUACUGCAAAUAUGGAGCAUGAGCAUUUGCCAGAAGAUUUAGAUAUGGAAAAUAUAGAAAUUGACCCAAUACCUAAUGACGUUUUGGAAACUUUAGACCUGAAUUUGGACGGAAGAGAUUCAAUAAGACUUGAUAGUGCAACAGACACAAAUGUUUCUGAAUCAGUAGAAAAUAGUUCAAAUAAUAUAGUCAGUGGUCUCAGUGCUACAGUGGACAGUGGUAUAUUGCAGGAAGAUGGACCUGAUCAGAGUCAUAGUAAUCAGACUGAUAUUAAUUCCCAAUCUGUGGAAUCUGAACAUAGGAACAGUUCUGCUAGUACACCUGUUUAGGUUUAGUCCAAACAGAUCUGCUAGGGUUCAUAGGAGCCCAUCAUGAUAGAAUAACAUGGGUGAACUUCUUCAGGAAAAUUUGUAUUUAGAUAAAAGUUGAAAAUAAGGGGGUUGGAAUUUUUGAUAUCUCCAAACAGAAGUAAAUCCAUGCUGUUACAUGGUGGGUGUCUAAGUAGAUGUUUGAAAUAAGUUCAUUAACAAAUGCAGUAAACAUGGUACAGUUUUUAUAUCCCUGAACACUUUACUAUAUGAUUUACAAAGAACAAUAUUGUUAAAUCAUUCAGUAUUUCAAAUGGAAAUUGAUGAAAAAGGGACAUGGACUACUUGUUAAAGUCCUGUACAUUACGCAGAAUGACUACUUCAGGCAGCACUAUAUAUUUAUGUACAUAUAUGUAUAGCUCCUAGGUUCCAAAACAAACAUAAAUAAAACGGCAAUUGGCGAGACUUUUGUAUGGAUCUUGAUGUAAAAGUAUAUUUUGAGUUUCUGAGAAACUGUAUAUAUAUUUUUGGUCUUUGGGCAUUCAAAAAUUUGUUUCAAGUUAAAAGGAGGAGGGAAAGUAUCGCAACAGGUUUCGGACAGUCAUAUGUUGGAUUUUGGC
Messenger RNA from Owenia fusiformis, 3129 nucleotides. The record is from the annotation of a GenBank genome assembly. NCBI's taxonomy places the organism in Eukaryota, Metazoa, Annelida, Polychaeta, Sabellida, Oweniidae.